AAUGACCAGCAAAAUCAAAGGAGCAAUGCCAGUCUUAUUUGUGAACUUGGGAAUCCUUUAAAGAAAGACUCAGAGGUGAAGAUACAAAUAAAGCUUGAUGUUUCAAAAAUUCCUACGGAUAAAAAGAAAAUUGAUAUAUUUCUUGAAGCCAACACAGCAAGUACUGAAAUUGAGCCAGUGGAUAACACUUUAAAUAUUCCUAUACAUUUUAAAGCUAUAGCAGAUAUAAGUAUAACUGGUACUCCAUCUCAUGAGCAGAUCCCUUACGUUGAGGAAAUAGAUACAGUAUCCAUAAGUCACACAUAUUUUAUUACAAAUCAUGGACCCAGCCCAUUACAGAUCAUUGAUAUAAUUUUAUAUAUACCAACCUCAUUUGAAGGAAAAGGUGGACUUGUCAGUUUCCUCACUUUCACCAGUUUAGAAGCAGACAGUGGAAAACCGCUAACUAUUCCAGCUAAGUGCAAUGAUACUUAUCUUCAGAUCAAGCCAGUUACUCCUCAAACAAAGAAAACACAAGGGGAUGUUUUUAGGGAGGAUGAAUUAAUUGCGCAGGAAGGAGAAAAUAAUGCAAAAAUAAAUUUUGUAAAUAAAACUGAGAUGGAGAAAACUGAUUCUUCAAGUACUCGUGCAACUUCCCGUUCCAAAAAAAGCAUUGAAAGUAAAACGAGUUCAACAAAGAAAAGAAGAGAUGUAGUUAUUAAUUGUGAAACUGCACAUUGCAUGGCCAUUCAGUGUUCUGCUUCUCCAUUUUCGGACAUUAGGAAAUUUGCUAGGAUCGCAGUUUCAGUACAAGUGAAUCUAUCGGUACUCAAUGAAGUUCUAGACCCAUGGUACAGAAUAGAAUUUUUUACCAAAGGUGAAGUUUUUAUAAGGGAUGAUAAAGCUGAUGUUCAGCCUAAAAAUCACCACCCAGAUGUGACAACGGUAAAAACGGUUAUUGUUUAUCCUGGUCCUCCUCCAUCUGAAGAAAUUGCACAGUGGAUAAUCUUUGUUAGUAUAGGAGCUGGAAUUUUACUACUUAUAGUUAUUCUUAUUCUACUUAUUAAAUUUGGCUUUUUCAAACGAAAACAGAAAGAAAAGAUGCAAGAAAUGAUGACUCAAGAAGACGGUAAACAUUAUGAAGCUUAUGAUGAUGAAAGUAAUGAAAGAGAAGCUUUAAAUUAAUCAUGGUCAUUCGAGUAUUUUAAAACUAUAAUAGCAUUUUUGAUGCCAAAUGCAGUGGACAUGAAACUAUUCUCAAUCCAAAGAGCUUCUUCAAAAGGAAAACAGAAUUUAGCUUGUCAAAAAAGAGAAAAUUUCAUGAAUAUUUACUGUGAAUAUUUUUUCAAAGCUGGAUAUUUUUCCUAGAGUUUUUGUUAUUAGCGACUAUACAUUUCAUAUCGAUUAAAGCGAACUUGUUGAUUAAGAAAACAAUUUGCAUUUCAAAUAGAAACAUUAUCUGGGCAAUCUUUAUGGUUACAACGUUUUAUAAAAACGACAGGUACAUUACUUGCACAGAAACCUAUUUGCAAUACAGUCAUUAUUUGCAUAUGAGUAUUUUGCUCAUUUGUGCUAUGUUUGUGAUAAUUUGAUUUGAUCUCAGAAUUAAUGAAAACAAUAGGAAUGAACUUUUAAAUUAUUUAAGCAAAAUAAGUUUUAAGAUUGUGAAAUGUGAUGACGAGCUUUUUAUUGAAAGCUCAAAUGUUCCUAGAAAUUACUAUAAACGUUUUAAUAUUCUAAAAUAUGAUCAUUUUAUGUAAAUAAUCUGAAGUAUGAAAUGUAACCACAAUAAUAACGUAAAUAAUAUUGAAUGAUACUUUAGAGGACAAUAUUUUCCUCCAAAAGAAUAAGAUUUUGAAAUAUAAUUUAAAUAUAGAUAGAAAAUAGCUAAAUUCAAAAUGCAAUUUUUUAUUGAUUUUGCAAGUAGUCCUAUAACUCUGUGAGAUGAAAUUUCUUGCAGUUUAUUAAAUCUGAUAUUGAGAAUGGUUACUUAGCUGUCUUAAGUUAGAUACAACCAUAAUCAUUCAGUAAUUUUCUUCGCACAAGACUGGUUGCAUUGUUUCAUUCUUCACAAUGUGUAAAAUGCGUUCUCAUCUGUAAUUAUUGUAUUUAUAUUUUUUGUUUAAGCAUGUCCAGUUAACUGUGUAACAAAAAUAUGUAUAUAUUUUUACUGAAAUGUAUCCAUGUUCAUAUUUUAUUUAUUUUCAUAUUGUAUAUAUUAUCAUUUUUAUCAUUGGAAAAUAUAUAUUAAAAAUUUUUAUAAGUUGGUUAUAUAGUCAGACUGUAAUAAUUAUUAAAUUAUACUUAAAUGUUAUAUGGAAUAUAAGUUAUGUGCCAAAAUCAAAUGAAUCAUGCUUGGCAAUGUAAAUUUCUUUAAAUUAUCUUAAAGUAUGCUUUUUUGAAUAAUUAUUUCAGACAUAGCUAAUUUUAACGAUUUGCGCUACGACUAAACUUCACAGUUGCGGUGUAAUAAGUAUAUCUUCAUUUUUAAGCAAAUACCUUAUUUGUUUCAAAUACUGUAAAAAUUGACAUUAAUAUAAUAAAAAAUAUUUUUGUUCUGUUUCUCUCUAAUUAGUCUGAACUGUCUAAAAAAUUUAUAUUUAAAAUUGAAUAAGAACAACAGUUUUAUCUGAGUUGGAAUUUUUUAUUUAUGUACUUAUUCUUUUACAGGCUUCAAAAAUAUUUUCAAAUACAAAACAUUUUAUUAAGCAAUCUAUCCAGCAAUCAAUGGCCAAUAUGGAAAUUUUUUUUUCCACAAUUACACAUAUCCUGAAAUAACCUCUAUUAGAGGGGCUGCUUUGCCAUUCAGAAAGCAUAUUUUAGCUCAUCUAUAUUUUAUGUACAUUGCUGCUGCAUGAAUACAAAAUUUUUUAUGCCAGAUUAUCUUUUCUGUACUUUUUUUUGUAUGUCUGUUUAGCAAGUGACUAAAUACUUCAACAGAAUAUUUUCCAUAUAACGAAUGUUUCAACUUUCCACUUUUAAAACUAUAAAAUAAAAACCUUGCAUAAUUUUCCUGCAA
This is a messenger RNA of Stegodyphus dumicola, 2998 nucleotides long. Its product is annotated as integrin alpha-9-like. NCBI's taxonomy places the organism in Eukaryota, Metazoa, Arthropoda, Arachnida, Araneae, Eresidae. Gene Ontology annotation, molecular function: integrin binding. Gene Ontology annotation, cellular component: integrin complex; external side of plasma membrane. The record is from RefSeq and is a predicted model, not a curated record. Gene Ontology annotation, biological process: cell-cell adhesion; cell-matrix adhesion; cell adhesion mediated by integrin.